AUGCAGUGCCUACGGCCAUUAACACGACGAAUCCCCAUCCAUUUACGACCUCAUCACCUCCGAGCAUUCUCUUCCGCUGUUGAUCCAGCUGCCAGCAAGGAUCACCAACAUCAUGCCACCAACAACUUCGUGAAGAUUGUGGAGGUAGGCCCACGAGAUGGUCUGCAGAACGAAAAGAGGACGAUUCCCUUGACUACAAAGAUAGAAUUGAUUUCGAAAUUGGCUAGGACCGGUCUGACGGACAUCGAAGCUGGAUCUUUCGUUGCUCCUAAGUGGGUUCCGCAGAUGGCAGACUCGAAUGAAAUCCUCGAAUACCUUCUGAAAUAUCCUCCAACGUCUUUGAACCCGAUAUCAUACUCAUUCCUCGCACCGAACGCUCGUGGACUCGAUAAUGCCCUCUCCAUCCUCCGAUCGAAUCCAAAGACGUACCAGACCUUCUCCGAGCAAUCAUCUCCAUAUGAGCCAGAUGAGUCUGGUAUAUCGAACGAAUCGGCAUCGGAUCCCAAUACUGCCCCACCCUUCGUCGAAAUGUCUGUGUUUGCAGCGGCAACAGAAUCGUUCUCUCAGAAGAAUUUGAACUGCAGCAUAGACGCCUCGCUUGAGAAGUUCAAAGAGGUAAUUGUCGGCGCAAAGGCAAUGGGCCUACGAGUAAGGGCAUACAUAUCUGUGGUUCUUGGUUGCCCAUUCGAAGGCUAUGACGUUGAUCCUCGAAAAGUGGCAGAGAUUGCUUGUGAUUUGAUGGAGAUGGGGGCUGAUGAGAUUGACCUCGGUGAUACCACCGGAAUGGGUACCGCUCCGCGUACAGCUGAGUUACUACAUGCCAUGCAAGCUGCAGGAAUACGAAAUGAGGAUUUGACGAUGCAUUUUCACGAUACAUACGGCCAAGCGUUAGUCAAUACUGCUAUUAGUCUAGAGCAUGGCAUUCGAAGAUUCGAUGCUAGUGUAGGUGGUCUUGGCGGAUGUCCGUACAGUCCAGGAGCCACUGGCAACGUCAGUACUGAAGAUAUUGUCUACUUCAUGGAAAGCUUGGGCAUGGAUACUGGGCUUGACCUCGAUACACUGUGCGAUAUUGGAGACUGGAUCACCAAGGAGAUUGGAAAGACGAACUCGAGUAGCGUAGGGAAAGCUAUUCUAGGGAAACGACAAAAAGCUUGA
Mollisia scopiformis is the source of this 1155-nucleotide messenger RNA. RefSeq names its product aldolase. NCBI's taxonomy places the organism in Eukaryota, Fungi, Ascomycota, Leotiomycetes, Helotiales, Mollisiaceae. The transcript is spliced from 2 exons. The coding region runs from base 1 to 1155 and encodes 384 amino acids. Gene Ontology annotation, biological process: ketone body biosynthetic process; L-leucine catabolic process. The record is from RefSeq and is a predicted model, not a curated record. Gene Ontology annotation, molecular function: hydroxymethylglutaryl-CoA lyase activity.